AUGGCGCACAUUGUUGCGCCAAUGUUACUCCACAUUAUUCAAACUUCAGACACCAACUUUGACCCUAGAAUAUUGGCGUUACAGGAUUACCAUCUUUACUCUCUCAGGUUACCUACCUUUUGGAAUUUCGAGAGUUCACCGCUAUGGUCCGUUCCAAAUCUGCCAAAGAAACCUACCAUCAAAUAG
Messenger RNA from Ambispora gerdemannii, 186 nucleotides. The record is from the annotation of a GenBank genome assembly. Lineage: Eukaryota; Fungi; Glomeromycota; Glomeromycetes; Archaeosporales; Ambisporaceae.